Messenger RNA from Nicotiana attenuata, 615 nucleotides. RefSeq lists its product as uncharacterized. NCBI's taxonomy places the organism in Eukaryota, Viridiplantae, Streptophyta, Magnoliopsida, Solanales, Solanaceae. The transcript has a single exon. The record is from RefSeq and is a predicted model, not a curated record. The coding region runs from base 1 to 615 and encodes 204 amino acids.
AUGAUCAUCGGAGGCAGCGACGAUGCAGCAAUCAACCAUGUGAAAUUCACCACCACACAUAAACUCAAGCGGACAAUCACCCAAGAACGGUAUGACGACUUCGAAGAUAGUAUCAUCUUCGAUAAGUCGGAUGCCAAUGGUUUGUCUUUCCCUCACUAUGAUGCUUUAGUUAUAACCUUACGUAUUGCUGAUACUGAUGUGAAAAGAAUAAUGGUUGACGACGGGAGUGGCGCAUGUAUCAUCUAUCCCAGAGUCAUCUCACAGAUGAGACUCGAGGAUAAGACAAUACCUCGUUGCAUAACACUAACGGGUUUUAACAAUGCAGUGGAACGAACCUCGGGAGAAAUAAUGUUGCCCGUUUUGGCAGGAGGGGUCACCCUAAAAACGACGUUUCACGUCAUAAACCAAGAAACAGCCUACAACGCUAUCAUAGGGCAUCCGUGGAUACAUGCCAUGCGAGCCAUCCCGUCCAGUUUCUAUAAAGUAAUCAAAUUUCCUACCCCAUGGGGGACAUUUAGCAUCCGAUGCGAGCAACGCACCGCCCAAGAAUGCUACCGCAUCGCCCAGGAUUGCACACACACCAAACAACUUCAAGGGGCAAGUGCGGAAGCAUAG